GUGAGCAGAGUUGGCGUCACUCACUCUGGGAGCAGGAAGCAGAACGUCCUGCUGUGGGCAGUUCAACGCAAGCAAUGGACAUGGAGAAGGUCAACUCCAUGGACUUUGGAGAAUUCGUGGAUGUGUUCGGGAACAUCAUUGAGAGAUGUCCUCUUAUUGCAGCUGCAGUUUGGUCCCAGCGACCAUUCUCGGACGUGGAAGAUUUAGAGAAGCACUUUUUUGCCUUUAUUGAUGCUCUGCCACAGUCAGGCCAAGAGGGCAUCCUGCGCUGCCACCCGGACCUGGCGGGCCGCGAGCUGCAGCAGAGCACACUCACAGCCGAGUCGCAGCGGGAACAAGCCGGCGCCGGCCUGACGAGUCUGAGCGCGGCCGAGCAGCUCCAGCUAGCCGAGCUCAACGCGCUGUACCGAGCGCGCUUCGGUUUCCCCUUCGUGCUCGCCGCGCGCCUCAGCAACCGGGCAGCGGUGCCGCGCGAGCUGGCGCGCCGACUGCGCUGCCCGCCGGCGGAGGAGCUGCGCACCGCCCUGGGCGAGGUGAAGAAGAUCGGCCGCCUGCGCCUCGCCGACCUUUUCGGCGCAGAUCCCGCUAGGCUGUAGCUGCCGCACGGUCGGGGACCUGGGACGCGCGGCGGGAGGAGCGGGGACCCAGGCCUGGAGCUGUGCGCCCUGGGCGAGAGGCUGACUCUAGUCUGGAACCAGCGUCCAAACACGCUCACGCAGGAAGUGGAGAAUUGAGUCAAUCAUACCAGUAAUGAGCCCUUUUGUCCACUUGCCCACACGCACACGCGUUGCCAAAAUAUAUAAUUAAGUGCUUUGCCCCGAUUUAUCCAAUUUUUCACUUUCUUUGUGGCCUGUUGACACCACCAGCCUUUGAGGAUUUGAAAGCGCUUAUCCAGCUCUUGUUGGCUUCCCACCCUCUCCUGCUAAGCCUGAGCUGCAAAGCAAAACAGACAGAAAAGAAAACAUUUAUUCCAAAGCGGUUUCUCUGUCGCCCCCCGCCCCCCAUUUACGUGUGAGCAGAAGUGGCUUUCUCACUCUGGGGCACCAACCAGUCGGAGCUAGGUCUGAGGCAUGGGGAAAGUCUCGGGAAGGGGCAGUGGCCCAGGAAGAGCACCACGGAGGCCUAGCAUUUGGAAGGCGCCCCGUGGGGACGUGAGGUGUAGCUGCAGCCAUUGUUCGCGGGAGAGGUGUGCGGUGUCCGCCCUGGAUGGGCCUGACUGCCUGGAGCAGGUGGGCCCCUUGUCUCACUCGGUGGUCAGCCCAGGGGGUUGGCUCACUGUCCUGGGAAACCAAUCAAUUAUUAAAAUAAUACUACUCAUCGAA
This is a messenger RNA of Otolemur garnettii (small-eared galago), 1322 nucleotides long. It is a transcript of the gene URAD, whose product is annotated as ureidoimidazoline (2-oxo-4-hydroxy-4-carboxy-5-) decarboxylase. The transcript has 2 exons. NCBI's taxonomy places the organism in Eukaryota, Metazoa, Chordata, Mammalia, Primates, Galagidae. Gene Ontology annotation, molecular function: carboxy-lyase activity. Gene Ontology annotation, biological process: allantoin metabolic process. The coding region runs from base 75 to 596 and encodes 173 amino acids. The record is from RefSeq and is a predicted model, not a curated record.